UUACGACGUGAACAGUUAGUAAGUGCUAUUAUAGUAAUAUUAUUAUGUAAUGUAAUGAUAAUACUAUGAUUUGCCAUCAUGGAUGGAUUAAUGAGGUUAAACUCAUUACAUGAAUAUCUAAGUACAGAGGGCUUAGCCAACGAGCUAAUCUCUGAAGGUUGUACGAAAUGGGGAAAAAUACAAACUCUCAGUGAAGUAUUUAGUACUCUAGAUAUAGCUUUAGUGGUAAUAUUAAGUUUAAUGAGAAUGAAUCCUUAUUAUAAAAUUGGUUCAGCGAUACUAGGGUCUUCUGAGAUUAAUAGUAGAUCAAAGAGCUUCAUAUAUGAAAGAAAUAAAGAUGAAUGCAUUUAUUUCAAAUCCAUCAUCAGAAGCACCAAAACAGAGGAGGACUUAAUAUUUAUCCAAGACGGUAAUAGUCUGAAGGCUUACUUAACCAAACACGGGAACCUCGGAAAGGGUAUAUUAUUGAAGUGAAAUAAUGUCAAAUUUCACAUACUUAAAUCUUGAUUUAAGGUUACUGUAAUAUAUCUGUAUGUAUAUUCAUUAUUGGGUAUAGUUAGAUUAUAUAACCUAUUUAUUAUAAGUUUCAUACAAAUCAUAAAUAGAAUACACGGGGGCAAGAUAAGUGAGGAAGCAAAAGUUCUAAGUAACGUUAGAAAUACCAUAAAACAUCAAUCUAGGGAUAGAUUGGGUUUACAAUGGCCAAGAGUUGAACAUAUUGGACAAAAGCUGAAUUCACGAUGCCUUAGUAUGAAUGAACUUUAUAUCCAGAAACGUAGCUAUUCAAAGACUAGGGAGGAUAUAAGCGAAUUUCAAUUAUAUCUGAAGUCUGUAGUUAAUGGAGUGUUUGUAUGACCAAAUAGUUUUGUCUUAGGGCAUAUUAGGAAAGUUGUACAUGAACAACAAAUGGAAUUAGUUCAUUUAGCUAAUAUACAUGGUGCUAAAUCUGAAUUAGUCAUGAAGAGACAAAUGAUGUUAGUAAAUUCAAUAAUAUUUAGAUUACAUGCUGUGGAUAAAUUAUCUCAUUCUAGAGGUUCUCUAACAUCUGGAGUGGAUAAUGUAUGUAUUGAAGGAGUAGAUAAGGAUAGAGCCUUACUCGUGGAAAUAGUCGAAUGACUAGGAACAACAGUAAAACAUCCUAAGUUAUAUAAGAGUGAUCCGGUAAAAAGAGUUUGAAUACCAAAAGGAAAUGAGAAACUUAGACCUAUAGGGAUUCCUACUCUUAAAGACAGAGGUUUACAAUAUUUAAUUAAUUUAGUAGUUGAACCCUUAGUUGAAAUGACUAGUGAUCCUCAUAACUAUGGGUUUAGACCUUAUCGUUCUACGAAAAAUGCCAUUGCUUAUUUGAGAUCUCAUUUACAUACUAUUGAUAGUUCUAAAAAGGGAAAUCAUUUUACAACUGCAUCAAACGUUGAGAAUAAUUUAUUAAGAUUAUUACCAGAAAAUAAAUGAAUUCUGGAUGCUGAUAUCAAAGGUUUCUUUGAUAACAUUAAUCAUGAUUGAUUACUUAAUAACUUAACCCUUCAUCCUAAAUUAUUACUCAUUAUUAAAGCUUGAUUAAAGAGUGGAGUAAUAGAUGGUAAAAUAUUUCAAUUAACUGAAAGUGGUACUCCUCAAGGAGGUGUCAUAUCUCCUACUUUAGUUAAUUUCACUCUGAACGGCUUGGAGAAGGUAGUAAUGGAAGCAUUAUAUCCUUUAACAAAAAGUAAAGAGCAGAGAAUCAGGAUUAAAUUAAAGGAUGGUACGUAUACAUGUGUCGCUUCCUCAUUAGCAUAUGUAAGAUAUGCUGAUGAUUUUGUCGUAUUAGUUAGAUCUAAACACAUUAUGCUUACAUUCAUUAAACCUGCUAUAGAAAAGUUCUUAGCUGAACGAGGUUUGAAUCUCAAUGAAGAGAAAACUAAACUAUUUAGAUUAAGUGAUCCAGGUUGUCAAUUAGACUUUUUAGGAUAUACUUUUAAAUAUCAAGAUAAAUGAAGUAUUAAAAGACAUGUCUUUUAUCAUAAUCAUGCGGGAAGUAGAGGUAUAGCUUUAUACCCUAAUAAAACAAAGGUCUUAUCGUUUAUUGAGAAAUUAAAACUUAUCUUCAAGAAAUCUAUGAAUUUGGACGCCUAUAACUUAAUAACCAAACUAAAUCCUAUAUUGAGAGGGUGAUCUAAUUAUUAUAAUAUGGGUAAUUCCUCUCAUUAUAGAGAUACAGUGCGGAAUUCCCUUUACCACUUGAUAUGAAGGUGAGCUCAUCGUAAACAUAGAAGAUGAAAUAGACAUGCUAUUGCAAAAACCUAUUUUCUGACUGCUAAGGUUGAGGGAACUAAGCUUUCCAAUACUGAGUAUUCUAUGUUUAAGAAUGUUAAAUGAGUAUUUCAUGGUAAAACAAGUGCACAAUCGAGAUAUAAUGUUGAUAAAACUAAGUUAAUAUAUUUAGUAGAUGUAGGAAAUGUAUCUCAACUACUUGCUGCUAAAUACUACAAUAUUCCACAGAAUCUAAUUCAUAUUCAUGCGUAUCAUAACGAUUAUAUGAAAAUAGUUGAAUAUAAUACUAACGUUAAUUUCAAAGCUUUAGGGGUAAAUGCACCCUUCAAACAGAAAUUAUUAAUCAGACAGAACAAUUUAUGUCCUGUAUGUCAAAGCACACUGACGGAAUCCUCGGUAGGUUGAACGAAUGUACUUCACAUUCAUCAUAUUAAUCCUAUUGCCAAAGGUGGUGCACGGAACAAAUUAGACAAUCUAAUUUUAGUACACUCAUGAUGUCAUAAAGACUUGCAUCGUGUGAAUAGAAGCCAUAAGAACGAAAUAGUGUUAUAA
Molecule: messenger RNA, 2802 nt
Organism: Lodderomyces parapsilosis
Lineage: Eukaryota; Fungi; Ascomycota; Pichiomycetes; Serinales; Debaryomycetaceae
Source: the annotation of a RefSeq genome assembly